Molecule: messenger RNA, 507 nt
Organism: Botrytis fragariae
Lineage: Eukaryota; Fungi; Ascomycota; Leotiomycetes; Helotiales; Sclerotiniaceae
Exons: 2
Coding region: 1-507 (168 amino acids)
Source: RefSeq, a predicted model, not a curated record
AUGUCUUUCCCAUCGGCAUCCGUACCCGCAUCUUCACCUUCCAAGAAUACCAACAAAAAACCAUCGAAAAAUAAUAAAAACUCGCGCGCGGAUAAUCUCACAGGUAGUUACAAUAGCCAGUACGCACUCCCCGGCAAAGAAACCUCUGGACUCAAUUUUGAGAUUUUCGAAGAUCCGCGAUGUGCGAUCUGUGAUGGGGAUCUUCCUCCUACUGAAGGUCCACAAUCCCACACCCUCCCCCAACUCUGCGCGCCCUGCCACCUACAACUCACACAUCUCAAAAACGAACGCGAGAAACUCCUCCGUCAGCAGCGUCAAAAACAACUCGACCAGAUGCACGAGGCGCUCGAAGCGGUUUCCGCACAGGCGGAGUUGAGACGGGUGUUGACGGAUGGGAAUGAGAGAUUGAGGGGGGAGAUUGUGGAGAUUGAGAGGGAGAUUGGGGGAUUGGAGGGAGGAGUAAGGGGGAGAGGGAGGGGUAAGGGGAGAGAGCGAGGAGAGAGGUAG